Molecule: messenger RNA, 1138 nt
Organism: Triticum aestivum (bread wheat)
Lineage: Eukaryota; Viridiplantae; Streptophyta; Magnoliopsida; Poales; Poaceae
Product: E3 ubiquitin-protein ligase RFWD3
Exons: 4
Coding region: 6-878 (290 amino acids)
Biological process (GO): protein ubiquitination; interstrand cross-link repair
Cellular component (GO): nucleus
Molecular function (GO): ubiquitin-protein transferase activity
Source: RefSeq, a predicted model, not a curated record
UCUCGAUGCCUCCUCAAACCACAUCCGGUUCGGCAGUUAGGGUUCCGGCGACCAAGGCGGUGGAGGAUGCGGCCGUUGGGGAGGGCGACCAUGCCGCAGUGACCACGCCGCCGCCGCCGCCUCCCACCUGUCCCAUCUGUUUCGAGCCCUGGACCUGCAGCGGCGGACACCGCAUCUGUUGCAUUCCUUGUGGACAUGUGUACGGCAGGUCAUGUCUAGAGAGGUGGCUCCAUCGUUGCGGCGAUGACAGUGCGAAGUGCCCACAGUGUGGCGAACAAUUUGAACGCGACCUUAUUACCAACCUCUACGCCCCAGGAAAUUUGUGGGAUGGCUGUUGUCGUUUACAGGAAGUGAAAGCACAUUGCGAGUCUGAGCUUCGCGAGGUGGUGGCACGUUCAAUAUCUAUGGUGCAAGAUGUGGAGGCGAGAUCUAAAUCCAGGUACGAUAAACUGAGGGCGGAGUUUCUCGAAAAAUCUGCUAGUAUGGUGGCAGAAAGCGAGAAGAUGCAAGCAGAAUUUCAAGACAAUAUGAGUGCAGAAACAGAGGCUCUCCGAGCUGGCUUGGUGCAGAAGGUGUAUGAGAUGGUGGCAACUUGGAGAGAAGAAAUGGCGACUAACCUGAUGAGAAUGAAGGUGCAGAUGAAGAAGAUGGCUGAAGAAGACAAUGCGACGGCAACAGAUGUGAUAGAAUUCAUGGAGCGGAGUUUCCCUCAACUGUCACUGAUUUCCACCCUGAGUGCAUUUGCUCCGGCACCUGCUCCUGCUCCUGCGCCUGUGGAUUCUGAUAACACAAGGCCAGGCUGCAAUCACCCUGAUGAGCUGCCACUCUCCCUGACACUGCCUGGUCCUGGCGGUGCCGUGAAGAGAAGGCGGGGUUGAGGGACCUGAUACCCGUUCCCUGAAUCUGCUGAUGCUGAUGGACAGACUCGUAACUCCGUGCCUUGUUGUGCUAGCUAUGCCAUGUUGCAUGUCCUAUGUAUAUACCCUCCCUGCUAGCUACGGAGUAGUUUGCAAAUCAUUUGUCAUCGUCGACCAAUCGUAAGGAACUAAUUAACAAUAUGCAGCAGGCCUACUACUUAUAAUAUCUAUCUCACACUAUCAAACAGUGCUAUAUAUAUUUGCUGCUCGACUUUCUUUUA